Molecule: messenger RNA, 8188 nt
Organism: Bombina bombina (fire-bellied toad)
Lineage: Eukaryota; Metazoa; Chordata; Amphibia; Anura; Bombinatoridae
Gene: RBBP6
Product: RB binding protein 6, ubiquitin ligase
Exons: 17
Coding region: 1424-6937 (1837 amino acids)
Biological process (GO): ubiquitin-dependent protein catabolic process; protein ubiquitination; mRNA processing
Cellular component (GO): nucleus
Molecular function (GO): ubiquitin protein ligase activity; zinc ion binding; nucleic acid binding
Source: RefSeq, a predicted model, not a curated record
GUUACGACGUCUCCCUCGCGCAGGUGCCUGGAAACCCCGUGCGGCGACGUUCUGACGGUCAUUCCGCCAUUUGGUACUAGAUCUGACGGGCGGGUGGUGAAGCCGUUCACGGACGUUGUGACUUACCUUGAUUCUGGAAACCAGUUGUAUGACGGUGUUGACACCGCAGUUACGGCCUUGCCCAGCAGCACGCUGACUAGGACCUGUUCUAGGCCGCAUUGUGUCUAUUGUGCUUCACAUCAGGCCGGGCCCUGACACAAGAUAAACGCCUGGAAUCGGGCCCAGAUACCCCCGUAUUCCUUAUAAAAUUAGAACAUAUAUAUCGACGACUGAAUGUUACUUGAGAGCUCCCUUCCCCCGGGAGCUUAGCUCUCCCCGGGGGCCCCGAUCCCACUUGUCGCAGAUAUAGGUAUCACCACCUUUAACUUUUUUUUUUUACCCUUCUAUUGACUACUAAUACUCUAAUACUGAGCACCCCCUCUGAUUAGAUGAUAUAUUGUGGCCAUCUAUUUGCUUAAAGCUAUCACCGAGGCAUCAUCUAAGGGUGCUAACUGGAAUCUACCAGCGAUUUUACUGGAAACCUCCGUAUACAAGUAACGCUUACUGGUAUCAAAGUCACAAAGAUCUGCAAAUACCAUUCCACCUAUCCAGAAACAAGAUGAGGGCGCCUAGGAUCACCCCACAGAUUAAGGAAAUUUACUGAAGUUGCCCCAUGUCCAGAAGCUGCUAAUUGGGGCCCACUAUAUAAAUCGAGUGGAGUUCAAUUUCUACUCCAGUUUGAUGGUAGUUUGAGGCUGGAUCACAGUGUGGAGGAAAUCUAUUUGUAAGCUGUAACUAUUUCUUGGGAGAUCUCUACUGACUAAGGGAAUUAGUUGAGAUUGCUUCACAGACUAGAAGAAUCUACUGGGAUCAUCUCCACGGACUAAGUGAAUUUAUUGGGAUUACCCCUACAGACUUGAGGGACUUUACUGGGAUCAUCCCCACAGACUGAGGGACUUUUGAGCACCUUUUGGACUUGAGGGUGUUUGCCUGGUUUAGAGACUGUAGGCACUUUAUGGGAUCACCAUAUGCACUGACUUUUGUGCCACCCUAAGAACACUUAUUGGACUAUAUUGACUGUUUAUGAAACAAGAUAUCAAGGCUUCCACUGGACUCAUAGCCACAUAACAGAAGAUCUGCCCUGUGUAUAGGGGAAGACAAAGGACUGUACUUCUCUUCUGGGCUCCUUGGUGGCUGUUGCAGCCCCUGGGGCUUUUUAAAGAACACUCUCUCCUGUGCCUGACCAAGCUCCCUCCUGUGUGUGUAUGUAUGUGCGGUAUGGUUGUGCUGGGGGGACGCGUGUGAGCUGUAUGUGAAGGAGGUUGAGAGGCAGUGUGCAGUUUGACAGUCGUGUAAUAUCUAUCAUAUAUAUAAAUAUAUAAACAUGUCGUGUGUGCAUUAUAAGUUUUCCUCCAAACUGAACUAUGACACAGUCACCUUCGAUGGGUUGCACAUCUCACUGUGUGACUUGAAAAAGCAGAUCAUGGGUCGGGAAAGGCUGAAGGCGACCGACUGCGACCUGCAGAUCACCAAUGCCCAGACUCAAGAAGAAUACACUGAUGAAACUGCGCUGAUCCCUAAAAACUCAUCCGUCAUUGUCCGAAGAAUUCCCAUUGGAGGUGUUAAAACUGCAACCAAAACAUAUGUCAUAAAUCGUGCUGAGCCAGUGAGUGGACCGUCAAAACCAAUUGAUGACGCUGCUUCAUCUAUUUCAAUGGCCCAACUUGCUAAGACUGCCAAUCUAGCUGAAGCAAAUGCAUCUGAAGAGGAUAAAAUCAAAGCAAUGAUGACUCAAUCUGGCCAUGAAUAUGACCCUAUCAACUAUAUGAAAAAACCUCUGGGCCCUCCGCCACCAACCUACACCUGUUUUCGAUGUUUGAAACCUGGACAUUACAUUAAGAACUGCCCUACUAAUGGGGACAAAAGCUUUGAAUCUGUUCCCAGGAUAAAGAAAAGCACUGGUAUCCCUCGUAGCUUUAUGGUAGAGGUUGAAGAUCCGAGUAUGAAAGGAGCAAUGCUUACAAACACUGGAAAAUAUGCCAUACCAACUAUUGAUGCAGUGGCCUAUGCCAUGGGGAAAAAGGAGAAGCCACCUUUUCUUCCUAAAGAUCAGUCAUCGUCUUCUGAAGAUGAAGACCCUAUUCCUGAUGAGCUUCUAUGUCUUAUUUGCAAAGAUAUGAUGAGCGAUGCAGUGGUUAUACCCUGCUGCGGAAAUAGUUACUGUGACGAAUGUGUUCGGACAGCACUUCUGGAAUCUGAAGAACACACUUGUCCAACUUGUCACCAGACAGAUGUUUCUCCGGAUGCUUUAAUUGCCAACAAAUUUUUGCGACAGGCUGUCAACAACUUUAAAAAUGAAACUGGGUACACCAAGCGGCUUCGAAAACAGCCUCAGCCAGCUAAACGAAGCCUGACAGCAGCACCCUCAAGCAGCACCCAGCAAAGUUCACGCUCUUUGCCAUCACGCCAGCAAGACCCACUUGUUGCUCCGGCUGAUCCUGUGACAUCUGCUCCCGCUCCCAACCCAGCACCUACAACUGCCAUUCAGAGCCAAGCCCCUAUUUCAAACACUGCACAAACCAGCCCUCCGCCUCGUUCUGUCUCCCCCACAGACCCUCCACAAGCAGUGCCGCCUCCAGCCCACAAAGAGAGGGAGAAAGAGCAGGAGAGGGACAGAGAGCCGGAGAGAGACAGAGCUGACCCUGGAUUUCAUCGUCAGGAAAAGGCUGUUUCUCGCCCAAGUUCCAUGACUGCCAAUACGUUAGGAUCUGGAAGCUCCUUACCGUUAAAUAACAAUGCUCUCAUAUCUGAUAAGGGCUUUCAUGUUCCUGUGCUUGGCCAGCUUCAGUCUCUGGCCCAGUGUCUUCCUGCUCCAACUCCACUAAUGAGGGCCAAUAUUCCCAGACCUUCAGGGCCAAGACCACUAAUGGGUUGGGAUGGUCCCAACCGAGGACGCCCUCUACACAACGAUCGCAACCCUAGGAACCAGAAUCCUUCCUUGACAUCGUCGGGACCUGUUUAUGUCCAUCCUCCCCCACCCAUGUAUCCUCCCCCUCCACCACAUUCAAUUCCUCUCCCUCCAGGUGUUCCCCCUCCUCAAUUUCCGCCUCAGUUUCCUCCUAACCAACCAGCAACUGGAGGCUAUAACGUUCCUCCUCCUGGGUUUCCUUCGGCUCCUGCUAACAUGUCUGCUCCGUGGGUGGGUCCCACAGUACCAAACCCACACAACAAUGCACUACCAGCUCAGUCACACGCUCCUCCUCUUUCCAAAGAGGAAUUUUACAGAGAGCAGCGCCGGCUGAAAGAAGAAGAAAAAAAGAAAUCUAAACUUGACGAAUUUACAAACGACUUUGCAAAGGAAUUACUAGAAUACAAGAAAAUUCAGAAAGAACGCCGGAGGUCCUAUUCUAGAUCCAAAUCUCCAUACACUGGAUCAUCCUACUCUAAAAGUUCAUAUUCCUACUCCAAGUCAAGGUCAGGUUCUUCACGCUCUCGUUCUUACUCUCGAUCCUUCAGUCGUUCCAGAUCUCGUUCCUUCUCAAGAUCUCCUUCCCAUCAAAGAAAAGCCCAUGGGAAAGGCCGUGCUUAUCGCUCCAGAUCCAGGUCUCCUGGAUAUCAACGAUCUAGAUCAAGGUCUCCGUACAGACGAUACCACUCUCGCUCCAGGUCUCCAGUGUACAGACCUCCUUCACCUAACAAGCGAGUAAUUCCUCCACAAGGAGAGAAUGAACGUGACUACUUUAACAGAUAUCAUGGAAUGCCGCCUCAAUAUGAAAUGAAAGUGUUUUAUGGUCGCCAAUCUGAUGCAAGAGAACAGGAGAGAUAUAGAGAGUAUGAAAGAAAAUAUAGGGAGUGGUAUGAGAAUUAUUAUAAAGGAUGUGCAGCAAAUCCUCCUCCAAGGCAAAGGUCGCCUAUGAAUAGAGAGAACUUUUCUCCCAAACGUUUUCCUCCACCACCUCAUGCUCGCAGGGAUAACUCGCCUUAUUCUAGAGGGCGCAGAGAUGAUUAUCCUCCUCCAUUAAUACCUCGGAUUCGUCCAGUAGUGGGGCCUUAUCAGGAAAAGCUUCUUCCACGUGAUAAUAGAAACAUAAAGGAGACCAGAAAAUCAAAGGAAAGAGAACCCAUAAACCCAUCUGGUGACCUUAAAGGAGGCAAGCACAAGAAACAUCGCAAGAGGAGGAAGGGAGAGGAAAGUGAAGUAUUACCUAAAGGAGAUGUGGACAUUACCAAGAAGUCCAGAGAUCAACGUGGAGAUGAUGUAAAAAAGAAUGAAUCAGUCUUUGUUCCCACCAGUAAAGAUGAUGCCACCCCAGUGAGAGACGAACCAAUGGAUGCUGAAUCUAUUGCUCUUAAACCCCUGUCAGAAAAGGAUAAGAAAGAAAAGCCAAAAGCAAAAUCUGAUAAAACAAAACGUAAGGCAGAUGGAGCAUUGCCUAAAAAGGAAAGCUCUUCUAAAGUAGUUAAAAUUGAAAAAGCAGCGAGUGACGGAGAUAAAGGAAAAUCUACAGGGACUGAACCACAAUCCAAGAAACCCAAAGAGGAGACUCAAAAAGGAGAUAACACCAAGCCUCCUCAACCACAUAAAGAGGAUAAGGCAGCCUUACUCCCACGCAAGGUCCAUCUCAAGAUGAUGAAGGAAAGCAAUGACAACAAACAAACUGAAAGCAAACAAACUGAUAACAAGCAAACUGACAAGCUAACAGAAGACGAUAAGAACAAAAAAGAACAACCCAAAGAGUCAAAACAGGACAAACCUUCAAAUAAAGAGACAACUAAAAAAUCUGGGGACAAAGCCCGACCGGCUGAGCCCAAAGCUGAGAAACGGAAAAGAAAACCUGAUGAUAACGUGCUAGAAAAGGAGCAGGAAAAAACUGUAAAAAUCAUAAAAACUGAGGGUGUGGAAGCCAUAAAGCCUGUAACCUCCAAGGAAAAAACGGAAGCAGAUACGAUAAAGACAGAAAAGGUACCAGAAGAGCUACCAGAGAAGAGCAAACCUGCUUCUACAGCUGUGAAAAAAAUUAAACUGAACCGUGAAACUGGGAAGAAAAUUACAACCACUGAUGUCACCAGUAAUGUAGAAGAGGGGCAAGUUAAAGUGGAAUCUGCCACAAUGAACAAACCUAAACCUGAGCGAAUAAAGGGCAAGGGGAAAAGGAAACUGCCUCUACCUGAUGGGACUGGCUCCACUCUGGUGGACUAUACCAGCACAAGUUCAACUGGAGGAAGUCCUGUCCAGAAGGGCGAAGAGAAAGUGGACACCAAAAGAACGGUUAUUAAAACGGUUGAAGAGUAUAACAAUGACAACACCACUCCAGCAGAAGAUGUUAUCAUUUUAAUACAGGUUCCACAGUCUAAGUGGGACAAGGAUGAUUUUGAGUCAGAUGACGACUCUAAGGACACGCCGAGUGGCUCUACUGCUGGAAAGCCUAUGAGUGUGGUAACAAAUGUGAGUGCAAAGCCUCUACCUGUUGUAUCAGUUUCUGAGAAAGAGCCUGUGUCAUCAGAGAAUGCAAAGCCAUCCCCAAAACAAGUAAUUGAGGGAGCAACACAAGAUAGCAAAAAUUCAAAAGAUUCUGCAGUUUCCAAGAGCAGGACAAAGGACAAAGAGAGUCCUGUUUCUGAGAAAGAAGCUUCUGACAAAAGGAAAGGAAAUGCACAGACUGACAGCAGUGCUGAUCGUGUAAGUCAGCAGCCCUCUAAAGAAAAAACAUCCGAAAAGCAUGAAUCAGGGCGAUGCUCCUCAAGCAAAGACUUUACUCCCAACCGUGAUAAGAGGCUUGACCAUAACGAUGGCAAAGAUCGAAAGCAGGAUCCAGAUAAUAGAGAAAAGGAUAAAAAACAGGAGCACGAGAGCAGAGAAAGGGACAAAAAGCCAGAGCAUGGCCGGGAGAGAAAAGAGCACGAAAGUAGGGAAAGAAAGCAAGAACAUGACGGCAAAGACAGAGAAAAGAAGCCAGACCAUGACAGCAGGGACAGAGAGAAGAAGCCAGACCAUGACAGCAGGGACAGAGAGAAGAAACAAGAGCAUGACAGCCGUGAUCACACCAGUCUCAAAAGAAGAGAUGAAAGGAGAAAAGAUUCCCCGUUUAGAAGCAGAGACUCAUCUUCGGGUUCCCAGAAAGCUAAACCUAGGAGCACACAAAGCGAUACAUCUAGAAAAGAUCCAGGGGAAUCAAAGCGGAGUAGCUACAGCCCAGCACGAGAACGAAAAUCCCACAGUGAGCAGAAACUGCCUUCUGAAGUUAAACGUGCUAGUGAUCAAAAGUCCUCUGAGAGCAGUAAAGUCAGUGAAAGGGGCAGAGAAAAAACUAAAUCAAAACCUGUAGAGGAGAAAAGUGAUAAAUCUACCUCUAAACGAGCCUCACCAGAAACAAAGACUGAUAAAGAAGCUGGUGAUACGGACUCUAACAAGCCCAAAGUGGCUCAGGUGCGAUCCUCAAGACUUUCCUCUGAUAUAACUAAAGAGACUGAUGAGGCUUCCUUUGUGCCAGAUUAUAAUGAUAGUGACAGUGACGCGUCUGUAAAGGAGGAGGAUGUCCCAACUCAAGACUCUCAGGAAACAAAAGGAAAGGAUGACAAAGUACCAGAAGGUGCAGCUACUGGCAACUCAACUCAACCUGCCACAAGCACUCCCAGCGUCAGUCGUAGCCAUAGUCCUGCGGAGAGCGUGUCGCACAGUAGCAGCGCUAGCUCAAUAGGAAGCCAAGACAGCAAGAAAAAGAAAAAAAGGAAAGAAAAGAAAAAACAUAAGAAGCAUAAGAAACAUAAGAAACACAAGAAGCACACAGGAAAUGAAUCAGAGACUGAGAAAAAUCAGAAACACAAACACAAGAAGAAAAAGUCUAAGAAAAGUAAAGACAAAGAGGUAGAGAAAGAAGAAGCCAAGCCUAAAUUAUAAGUCCAUAAAAGCCAACGUGUUUUGCGAGCUUAUACCUCGCUGUCUGUAUUAAUUUGUUUUCCAUUCAAUGUAAAUAAAUAAUAUAAUGUAAAUAAUGGAAAACUUUGACGAACUUAAUAUAUUCCUGAUUAUCUGACUUUUACAUGAGAGCUUUAUAAAAUUAACAUUUUUGUACAUAUAAUGGAGUGUUGUGACCAUACUGGAAAUGAUUUGGGUUUCAUUCAGUAUAUUUUUUUAUUUUAUUCCUGGGCAUUUUGAGUUUAUCCAUCGAUUAGGUGGAAUUUAUUGUACUGUGAAAAUUUUCACUUUUUUUUUUACUAUUUUUAUUUGAAUUGCCUGGAGACUAAGAACAAUUGCUGCUCUACAUUUUUAAAGUAUGAGAAACCUAUCAGUGAUGACUUCAGAUUAUUGCAACCCUGUAAUGUCACUUUAUGAUUGCAAUAAAGAUUUUCAAUAAAGCGUUUUAAAGGCAGUUAACUCAUACUAAAAAAAAAUAAAGCAAUCGUUUGCAAGAGGAUAACAUAAUGGUUCAAAUGCCUCCAUUUGCUACAUUUCCUUGGGGUACGUUCACUUCAUUUAGAAACCUCAUAGUCAGACAUUUGUAGUUUUGUGUUUGUAUUACAAAUGUAUGAUUGGACAACAAAUACAUUUCCUGAAGCUUCAUGCAAUAAAUGGGGUAAAUACAUUUAAAAUUAUUUAGCCUUCUCACAUAGGAACAUAAAAGGUCUUACAUUUAAAAUGUAUUACUGAUUUUAAGAAAUACUUUAUAAAGGGAAAUUUAAGUACUAGUCUAUAUCAGAUAAGUAGAUGUUGCACCUGUUGCGUAACUAAAAAUGUAGGAUGUACAAUCCCACUGAUUCAUUUACGUGCCUGCAAAUGCAGAAUUUGGUUCAGCUAGUUACUGAUGUAUUAAAGCAUCACUGAUUUCUUUGAUAAUCAGCUGAGAAAAUGUUAGGCUUAGCUGCCUACUAAGUUGAAUAAAUAUAUGCAUAUUCACAUGUUAUCGUUGUAUAAAACAAAGACUGUCUUUUGUCCUUCCCUUUUUGCACUUUUUGGAGUUUUUCUUCUUUUAAUUAUCAUUAUUAUUUUAAGUUUCAUGAUAUUUGAAAACUAAUGAGAGAGCAAUGUCCGAAGGUCUAAAAUAUUUACAGUGUUAUAUCUUUUAUGUGAAUAAUGAAAAACAGGCAAAUCUACCUCAAAAGUGGUGUAAAGAUUUUUGGUUUUGUAAAUAAACAAGAAUUUAUAACUGGU